CUCACGGGAGUGUUGUGUCUUGUUUGUCCUCGGAUCGGAGACGAUCGAUUGGAAAGCUUCUUCCCACGUUUCUCUUUUUUAUUUCUUGCCCACGCACGCGGAGGAGUCUCCACGGUGUGGCUCCUGAAUGUCUGGGACGUACAAUUGAUUGAUUUCUCGCACAUUCCACAGUGUCACACAUUUAUAUUUUUGCUACUGCCGCUAAUAGAUCACGAGACCGCGUUCUCUCUGUGCUGGUUCUUUCCCCCCAAAAACACACAAAAAAUCUAUUUUUAUCGCAAAAGAGAGAUUUAGUCGUGGAGUGCGCGAUAAUCCCCGCAUAUCAGAAUCUGUUCCACUCUUCUGGCCUCAAAAAAAAAUGAUUGGUGAAUGUAGCAGCAGCUGAUAGGGCAGCACGAAAGCCCCACAGAGCGAUAAGACGCCACGAAAAGGAUAAAGAUAGAAAAAGGAUAAAACUACGAGAUACCACACGCCACAAAGUAAAUCCACCGGGAAGAGUCACGUAAAUUCAUUUGAGUACUCACAGAGUGUUCCAAGACGCCCCCAUGAGCGUCUCGAUGUACGGACAAAUGUGAAUAGGCUGCUCCAUUGGCGCAGGCAGCAUCUCGAUAUGGAGAAGAUACGUGUGGAUGGCGCCAAUGGCGUCCGUUUUACCGCAAGACGCGCCAAAGGGUGCUUCACACCCGGUAGUGCAGGUUCACCCUUCACAAGUGGCUCCCUCGUGGCAUCAGCUGCCUCGGAAUCCCUCAUGCGUAUUCCCAAGUCGGAAAUUAAUCCCAAUAAGGCGGUCUUUACGAUUGAUUCGAAAACCUCACAAAUUCUCAUUGUCAACAACAAUGCCUGCAUCCUCUUGGGCUUCACAUCGCGCGAACUAUGUGAGAUGCAAUUUGGGGCAUUGCUGGCGAAUAAGAAUAAACAGCAUGUGUCUGCCCUUGCGGAGGGGCAGCUAAAUAGUGAAGAUGGGACAAUGGUACUGCUGAGUGGGAAGGUGGUUGAGAUGAAUACCAAAGCUGGACAACCCAUUGCUGUAUCUCUGUGGAUUCGUCAAAUUGACUCAGAGGGACGAUGCUUGGCUGUAGCAGAGCCCGUGGAGCGACGUGUAGCUGAGCUGGUGAUUGAUCGGGCUGGAUUUGUUCUUUCCGGAGACUAUGAUGCAUUGCUUCUCUUUCAAUUGGACUCUGCUGAUCAAUUCAAGGGAAUGGAUGUAACUAGCCUAAUUCCUGCCAUUCAUCUACCUGAUCCGGAACAUUCAGGACCCAUUCCAAAGCAUGUGCGAAAGCAAAAAGCCACCGGAAGGACACUUGAUGGCAUCUCCUUUCCCCUUUGCCUCAUGAUUACGCCACUGCCGGAGGCGACGGAAGAGGAAGACGCCAGUGGAAUGUACACUGUGACCAUUUGGGUGUUUACAAAUCUCAGUGGUUUGAUGGUGAUUGAGGAGAAUGGGAUUAUUGAGUCGUGCAAUCAUCACUUUUCAAUGCUAAUGUUUGGCUAUGCUCAAGGGAAGAUUCUCGGGCAGCAUAUUACGAAAAUUGUGCCGAAUUUUGGUCAAGAACUCGAAUAUGUUGGCUACAAUCGCAGCCGAAAUGCCACAAUUUCAUCCCUUGGGAAUGAGGAGUCUGAAACGGAAACUGAUCCCGUCUAUGUGGAACGUACGGAUACAAUGUCCAAUUCCGCGGAUGCGGGAAAAGUAUGCCAGGAUAUAACAUCAUCAAAGGUGAGCUGUUCAGCUAUUUCGGAGCUGUCUGAUGACAUGAGCAACCUCAAAUCCCUCUCAAGUGAUACAAGAUCCGACAUGGAAGCCUCCAAUGUGGCCACAAUGGUGAAAUCCGUGUCAGAUCAUCUCCUAGCAGCGGAAAAUUAUGAGAAUAAUAAAAAUGUCGCCAAUACCGUGAAUAAUCUCAUCAAUUCCGAAUGUAUGAGCUUCACAAAGGAGCUCAAUUGUACCCCAGGGGCACCACAACCGGACCCAGAUCUCCUAACACCUGUAAAUGAGACCGAUCGUAGCUACCUGAGUGCCACAUCGCAGCCAGAGGAGUUGAAUAAUCUCUCCCAGGGCGCCAAGAAAACCCAACCGCCGAGUAAUCGCAAUGUAAUGGAGGUACGACGUCCAUCAGCUACACGCAGGAGUCAACUUCCCUUCACGGAUGGAAAGUACAAAGGGGAAGCCAUUCACUGCGAUGGCAAUAUCAUUGAUAUUCUCUACACAAUCUCCAGUCAGACACUCCCGUGUGGGGGGAAGGUGUACUGUGUGUGGAUCUGUAGGGAUCCCGAUACGGAUUAUGAGCUGAAUGAUGAGGAGGAGCGUCAUCAGAAUCUCACGCUUACCUUCAAUAGUGUCACGAGUACAGUGGAAAAUUCUCUUGGGCAAGCGAUAAAGGUAACAGCAGCACAGAAUACAAGUCGCCCCAAUUCCAUGUCAUUGGUGUCUCAGUGUGAAGAUGAGCAGAUUAGUGGGGAAUUCAGUAAGCACUACACAACACUAAAGCAAAUUGGAAAGGGGGCAUAUGGGUAUGUGAAGAUGGCUUACAGGAAUUCCGAUCGUUUGCUCGUAAUUGCCAAGUUUAUUCUCAAAGAGAAACUCUGUCCGCAAUUUAUGGUGAUGACGGAGGAGAAGCGUGAAGUUCCGAUGGAGGUGUACCUCCUCACGACGGUUAAACAUCCGAAUAUUGUACAGGUGCUGGAUGUCUUUGAGAAUGAUAAAUUCUUUCAGCUUGUAAUGGAGAAGCAUGGCUCGGGGAUGGAUUUGUUUGAAUUUAUCGAUAGACUACCGAUGAUGGAUGAGAAAUUGGGUUGUUUUAUCUUUCGCCAAAUUGCCGCUGCUGUGGACUACUUGCACAGCCUAAAGAUCCUCCAUCGGGACAUUAAGGAUGAGAAUAUUAUCAUUGAUCACAAUUUCCACGUGAAGCUCAUUGAUUUUGGAUCGGCUACUUUCAUGGAGGAAGGACGAUUGUUCUCCACAUUCUUCGGCACGACGGAGUACUGUAGUCCGGAGGUUUUGGCGGGAAAUAAGUAUGCUGGACCGGAAUUGGAAAUGUGGUCACUCGGGGUAACGUUGUACGUGAUAAUGUUCUUUGAGAAUCCCUUUGUGGAUGUUGAGGAGACCCUCCAUGCGGACCUGGUGAUGCCACACAAAGUCACACCUGGGCUGGAAUUGCUACUGAUCUCAAUGCUGGACAAAAACCCCAAAACACGGUGUACAAUGAAGCAGCUGAUGAGUGAUCCAUGGCUCACGCAAGAGAUCAAUACUACCAUGUUCAACUUUUCUUGGAUUGUUCCGUGUGAGCCGCACGAGGAGAAUCCUGAGAAGUACUACACGGGACAAAUUUAUUCCAGUACGACGGCUCUAUCCACGACAUCACCCCACGAUAGCCUUUCACUGGCUGAUGAUGAUUCCAUGAUUGAUGCCGAAGGGGAUGAUGAAGAUGACGCAGAUGAGGAGGAUGAAGCCAGCCUUCCAUCGCAGAAUGAUCAGGGUUUCAUGAGAGCUAAAACUUCCGGAGCAAUCAGGGAUCAUGGUGCAGAUGUGGCGGAAGAAGCUCUCCCACUCAAUACGGAGGCAGGGGAAGAUGUCAAACGCCCAAUUGAGGCACCAAGUGAAGGUAAUGCACCCAUAGGGCAUACUAUGGGGGCCCCCGUGGACGCAAGUGUGUUUAUGUGUGUAAAUAGUUGUUGUGAGGGCGAGCAGGCGCGCCUGGCCUUUGUACAUAGUCACCCCUUUGCUGAGGACAAAUACGCCAUCCGGCGUGUGGGGCACACAAAGAAGCUACAUCGUGGUAAACGCCAGCCAGCCGCAAAGCACUUUCGUCAUUCCUACAGGGAUGAUUUUGAUGGGAACUGCAGUUACUCUGAUGUGAGUGUAACAGCUCCUGAGGAGGAUUUUAUGUCAAAAUCCGUAACAGAAUUAGAAAUGGAUGCCGUGACGGUGGAUCCACGCAAGGAAAUCUCCACGGAAGCUCUACCCUCAACAAAGGCAAUGUUUAUGCUGAAAUCCGAAGCAUUGGCACUGUCAAAGUCAGAGAAUAAUAUCUUUGAGAAGCAAUGCGGGGGUGUGUCGAUCUUCGAUGUGGUCAGUAUGAGUGAUCUCAAUGAACCAUCAACAGCUACCUUUCCCAGCUACAUGAAUGACCUGUCCAAGACGCAAAUUCUCAAUCAACUCUCCCAUGAGGAGCUUGUACGUGCCUCCGUGGCAACGGGAGCGGUACGCUAUAAUCCGGAGAAUCUCAGUGAGAGCCUCACGAGUGACUAGAGCGCGUCCCGCUAACCCUCGCGCAUGGGAUUUGUGAAUUCGUCCUAUGUCUCUGUCCACACACACAUUAAUUUUUUUCCCGCCAAAUUCACAUUCCUUCACAAUAAUUCCAUUGUAAUUUUGUGUGUUUCACUCUCGUGCCGUUUUGCUGUCCCCGCUAAUCGUAAUUCAGAGCUGAGAGAGGACUCAUUUAAAGGGAAUGUUCUGAAGAAAUUCUCCAGGAUGAUCAGGAAGACAUUUCAAUGAACUUUUUGACUUUUCUCAUCAUUUAGGGGCAGACAUUUUCAUGCUUCUCAGUAAAAUUAAAAGUUAUUAAGUACACAAAUUAAUGUUGUAACAUCCUGUGGUCAUUCUGUAUAGGGGAGAAUGGUCUUUUGGACAAGGAUUUGAGCUACUCAGCCAAAAUUCUAUUCUUUUUAGAUUAUUGAUUCGAUUUCAAGAAUCAAGAUUACCAAAUAUUGAUUUGAUUGAGAUUUCUCAACUCAGAAUCAAUUUAUUAAAUAAAUUUCUUUAAUCAGAGAAUGAAAAAAUACAAAUUAAGGAAAGCUCUGAGCACAAAGAUAGAAGAACUUACUAAAAGAAGUCCUUCAGAACAACUUCCUGUGAAUGAUUUUCCCAUCAGCUUUGUCCUUGAAGUUUUGCGAGAAAAAACAGGGAAAAAUUGUUUGCAAUUUGUGUCGUUUUUUGUGGACUUUCUGUUGAUGUGUGCAAUGAAAUUUUGCUCUAUAAAGCGAAUAAAUUCGCGAGAUUGUGUUGCCUUAAAAUGUGAGAGAGAUCUCUCAUGUGCGUGGGGAUGCUUUUUCAACGGUUUAGAAAAAAAUUAUAAUGCUUCGUUUUCACUCCGUUCUAAUCAAAUAUUAAAAAAGCACUUUUAAGGGAUAAAAAAUUAUUUUAAAAAGCGAUUGCGUAAAAAAAUUCAUCAUAAAAGAGAUUUUUAUCUGAACAACAAAACAUGUAACAAAAAGAAAGCUUUUCUCAUCAUUUAGGGGUAGUUUUGUAUACAGAUACCGACGCUCGGGGACGGCCGUCUUUUGAAAUUCUCCACGUGACAAGGAGGAGGCAGUGGGAGGCUCUCUAUGACGACGAUAGUUGGGAGGAUGAUUGUUGAUCGCCAAAAGUGCGCCAAAGUGUUGCAAAAAGAAGAUCAAUUUUUGUGUUUUUCUGCGUGCAAUUGUUUGUAAGAAUGUUAAAGAAGAAUUUAGAACAAAAGCGAAAAAUGUUUGUGAUAUCGAGAAUUGAAAGAAUCUUAUAAAAAAUCAAUGAUCAUGAUGUGGAAUUGAGUGGAAAAGCAGCGGAUAAAGGAGUUUUAAAAAUUAUAUAAAAAAAAACAUAAAAGGAAGAGAAUUUAAAGAGUAAAUUAAUUGAAGAAAAAAAAGCAAUGAUUAGAACAACUAAUUAACAAAAAAAAUGAAAGAAUAACUUGCACCAUUCAUUAAGAAAACAUUGUGAGUAUUUCAAUCAAGAAAAUUCAAAUGUUAACCUUUCUUGCAUUGUAGUAAAAAAAUAUAUAAAAUUGAAAAAGUACUGCAAGUAAAAAAAAAAGAAUUUAGUGCAACAAGCAAAAAAAAUUAGAGAAUAAAAUUGAGAAAAUAUUUAACAAAAAAAUCACUGCAUUUUUCCUCGUAGGAUGAUUUUCUUCUUCAAAGCUCUUUCCUCUAUAAAAUUAGAUCUCUGUUAGAGAACUUCUUAUCCCCUCUCUAUCUAAAAAAAACACUGAACAAAAGAAAAUUAAUUAUAAAAUUAAAAAAAAAUAUAUUCUAUACAAAAAAAUCUCACAACUUCAGUACAAUAAAAAUGAAAAUUAUAGAAAAAAGGCAGAAAUGCAAAUAAUGUAGUAAAUUGAGUGAGAAAAAUUGCUUUCAAUCCAUUUCUUUAUAGUCUCCCCUCACACAGAGUCAGUAUUACAAGAAAUAGGAGAAAAAAAACUUAAAUCUAUUAAAAAAUAUCAAAUUAGUUAAAUUCUUUAGGAGAAAAAAAAUUAUAAAGAUGAAGCACUCAUAAGAUUGAAGCGACUGUUUUUUUGGGGUUGGAAUUGAUAAAGAUAAACUUCAAAAUACAAACUGGUGAUCAUUAGUCAUUGCUAUUUUUGAUGAUUUUACUAGUUCCAUGAUAAUAAUAUAAUAUAUUUCUACAAAUAAAUCUAUUCACAAUAUCACAAAAA
Messenger RNA from Lutzomyia longipalpis, 6407 nucleotides. RefSeq names its product PAS domain-containing serine/threonine-protein kinase (gene Pask). NCBI's taxonomy places the organism in Eukaryota, Metazoa, Arthropoda, Insecta, Diptera, Psychodidae. Gene Ontology annotation, molecular function: protein serine/threonine kinase activity; ATP binding. The transcript has 5 exons. Gene Ontology annotation, cellular component: cytoplasm; nucleus; cytosol. Bases 611 to 4246 code for a protein of 1211 amino acids. Gene Ontology annotation, biological process: negative regulation of glycogen biosynthetic process; intracellular signal transduction; protein phosphorylation. The record is from RefSeq and is a predicted model, not a curated record.